Messenger RNA from Mixia osmundae IAM 14324, 945 nucleotides. RefSeq lists its product as uncharacterized. The transcript has 6 exons. Lineage: Eukaryota; Fungi; Basidiomycota; Mixiomycetes; Mixiales; Mixiaceae. The coding region runs from base 1 to 945 and encodes 314 amino acids. Gene Ontology annotation, molecular function: GTPase activator activity. Gene Ontology annotation, biological process: activation of GTPase activity. The record is from RefSeq and is a predicted model, not a curated record.
AUGUCGAGGCGGCUGGCCCACAAGCAAAGUCAUGCUGGUCUCGACAAGCUGCUACUACUGCCUGGCUCGAAGUCAAGGGCGAGUAAAGCUGGGGACCCUCAGAAAACACUCAAGGCGCUGCGCAAGACUGUACUCCUCGAGGGACUGCCGGACGAUGAAGAUGUUCUCACGAGAACGCGACCGCUCACAUGGAAGCUGUUUCUGGGCUUGACCGGCUCGUUGUCGGUGUCGCAAUACAUCGAGCUUGUCUCGCGCGGCGCUUCACCCGCGUCCGAGAAGAUCAGGAAUGACACGUUUCGCACACUAGCUACAGACAAUGCGUUCAAGGAGCGCGUGAGCGAAGAGAUGCUCGUCCGACUGCUCGACGCCUUCGUUUGGCACGCGCACGAUGCACCGCCCAACGAAUUGCAGUUCAAUUAUGUGCAGGGCAUGAACGUCCUCGCUGCGCCAUUCCUAUAUACGAUGCCGUCAGAAAUUGAAGCCUACAAAUGCUUCACCAAUUUCAUCCAAGUCAGAUGUCCGCUCUACGUCCAACCGACGCUCGAAGGCGUCCAUCGUGGUCUGGAGCUGCUGGACAAAUGUCUGGCUAUACUUGACUCCGAGCUGUUCGCUCACCUCGCAACCAAGCGACUGUCAGCAGAGCUCUACGCAUUUCCUUCUGUAAUGACAUUCUGCGCGUGCACUCCUCCACUCAAUCAGGUUUUGCAUCUCUGGGACUUCCUACUCGCCUACGGAUGUCACCUCAACAUCCUCUGCGUCAUCGCACAGCUAUGGCAGAUCAGAGACGAGCUUCUUGCUCAUUCCAGUCCUAUGAAGAUGUUGAGGACGUUUCCUCCGCUCGAUGCAAGACAGUGCAUCAUGCUCGCUUGCAAGUUCGUAGCGGAUCUACCCGAGGAGCUCUAUGAUCAGCUCGCUCGACACCCUUGGGAUCCGACUGCGACUUAG